Molecule: messenger RNA, 288 nt
Organism: Radiomyces spectabilis
Lineage: Eukaryota; Fungi; Mucoromycota; Mucoromycetes; Mucorales; Radiomycetaceae
Product: DHHC palmitoyltransferase-domain-containing protein
Exons: 2
Coding region: 1-288 (95 amino acids)
Biological process (GO): protein targeting to membrane; peptidyl-L-cysteine S-palmitoylation
Cellular component (GO): Golgi apparatus; endoplasmic reticulum
Molecular function (GO): protein-cysteine S-palmitoyltransferase activity
Source: RefSeq, a predicted model, not a curated record
AUGGAAGAACAAGAAGGACACAAAACGGAAAACGGGCAAGAAAAGCCAUUCUCCCUGUUUGGUAAACCACAGUGGUGUUCCACCUGUGAGUUGUGGAGACCGGAUCGGACACAUCAUUGUCGUGCGUGUAACGUUUGUGUUCUCAAAAUGGAUCAGGUGAAUGGAUGCGUUGGGCUUGAUAACCAUCGAUAUUUUAUACAAUUUAUUUGCUAUACAUCCAUGCUUGGCACCUGGGUCUUUUGCACCACUUUGGCUGCCGUUGUCCGACAAGGAUUGGUUCGUUGCUGA